Molecule: messenger RNA, 756 nt
Organism: Lathyrus sativus (Indian pea)
Lineage: Eukaryota; Viridiplantae; Streptophyta; Magnoliopsida; Fabales; Fabaceae
Source: the annotation of a GenBank genome assembly
AUGAAUUUGAAUAUGAAUUUUGAAGCAAUGAAUAGAAGCUCUUCUACUACAACUUCUUCUUCGGAUUCUUGUUCUUCAGAAUCCAAUCCGUUGAAUCGGAGCAAAGUAGAUAGGAUCAAAGGUCCGUGGAGUGCGGAGGAAGAUAGAAUUCUAACGCGGCUUGUUGAGCAACACGGAGCCAGAAACUGGUCGCUUAUUAGCCGGUAUAUAAAAGGGAGGUCCGGUAAGUCUUGCAGACUCCGCUGGUGUAAUCAGCUGAGUCCAACGGUGGAGCACCGUCCAUUCUCGUCGCAAGAGGAUGAAACAAUCAUAGCGGCGCAUGGUCAAUACGGUAACCGUUGGGCAACCAUUGCGCGGCUUUUACCGGGUCGGACCGAUAAUGCUGUGAAGAAUCAUUGGAACUCGACGCUUAAGAGAAGAGCAAGUGUUGGUCGCGGUGGUGGUGGUAGUGAUAGUGGUGGUGGUGAUUCUGUUACGGUUGCCGGGGGUUUGGGUUUGGGAAAUUCUUCCGGUACGUUUGCUCGAUCUUGUUUUCCGGUGGAGGAUGAUCCGUUGACCGCGUUGACUCUUGCUCCUCCGGGGAAUUUUUAUGGCGGUGGUGUGGAAGAACAGGAGGAGGCGGUUGCGGAUCAUCAACCGUCAACGUCGCCGGAAAAUGUUCCGUCGGCGUUCUGGGAUGUGAUGAGAGGUGUGAUUGCAAAGGAAGUUAGGGAAUAUGUUUCUUCUAAUUUUUCUCAUAACAAUGGUUUUCAUUGA